Molecule: messenger RNA, 2397 nt
Organism: Anoplopoma fimbria (sablefish)
Lineage: Eukaryota; Metazoa; Chordata; Actinopteri; Perciformes; Anoplopomatidae
Gene: ube2h
Product: ubiquitin-conjugating enzyme E2H (UBC8 homolog, yeast)
Exons: 7
Coding region: 199-750 (183 amino acids)
Biological process (GO): ubiquitin-dependent protein catabolic process; protein polyubiquitination
Cellular component (GO): nucleus
Molecular function (GO): ubiquitin conjugating enzyme activity
Source: RefSeq, a predicted model, not a curated record
GUCAGGAGCACGGUCAGAGCGCUGAGAGGCGGUGAACAGGACGGGUCUAACGCGAGCUCAAGCUGCACCGUGAGGACGUUUUUGCUGCGAACAUUUCUGGAAACAAAUGUUAACUUUCGGAUAGGACCGUCUGCUAGACUGUCUAGCGUUUCGGGGGCUAGAUUUCAGGUUGUUUACUGCGGUGGAAAUAAGGAAAAAAUGUCGUCUCCAAGUCCGGGUAAAAGGCGAAUGGAUACCGACGUGGUGAAACUCAUCGAGAGCAAGCAUGAAGUCACCAUCCUCAGUGGACUCAACGAAUUUGUAGUGAAGUUUUUCGGACCACAAGGAACACCGUACGAAGGAGGCGUGUGGAAGGUGCGAGUAGAUCUUCCUGACAAAUAUCCUUUCAAAUCACCAUCAAUAGGAUUCAUGAACAAGAUUUUUCAUCCCAACAUUGACGAAGCGUCAGGGACAGUGUGCUUAGAUGUCAUCAACCAGACAUGGACAGCCCUUUAUGAUUUGACCAACAUCUUUGAGUCGUUCCUGCCCCAGCUGCUGGCUUACCCCAACCCCAUCGACCCCCUGAAUGGAGAUGCAGCUGCCAUGUAUCUUCACCGGCCAGAGGAGUACAAGCAGAAAAUCAAAGAGUACAUCCAGAAAUAUGCAACAGAGGAGGCUCUGAAGGAGCAGGAAGAAGGACAAGGCGACUCUUCAUCUGAAAGCUCCAUGUCCGAUUUCUCAGAAGACGAGGCCCAGGACAUGGAGUUGUAGUGAUAGGAGGGCUCCCCCAUCCCGCCUCCUCCUUUAACCCCCACAGAGACUAUAUUUGAUUUCCUAACCAUGAGAACGCAGACUUAUAAUAUUCAUAUUUAAACAAGUUGAUUUUUUUAUUAUUAUUAUUAUUAUUAUUAUUACUACUAAACAAGGAUUUUUAUGGAUAUCUAGCCUUUGGUGUGUUUGACAGACAUCCCUCCCCCUUCUGUAGCUGUUUCUCCCCCACACAGAUGUCGCCAUUUGCUUUCACAUGCCCCUGUUAUCCCCACAUUUUUAAGGUGUGUCAUGUAGGCGUAGGCAGGAAGUCUCCCCGUGGACAUCUCAUUUCUUUACUCAAAUUUCCCCUUUUAAAAAUAUAAAAAAGUAUAUUUGUUUGACCUGAACCCUUAUUUUCUUUAUUUUGAGUUGCUCCACCACAGAGCUGCUUAGGUCUUGUUUGCCUUUUUGUAGUCAAGACAGUGUUUCUGAGGCACACAAUCACACACAAGGUGUCAUAGCACACCUUAUAUAAAAAUACAAGGAGUGUAGUGCCAAAAGAAGCUCGUACAUCAACCCUGAAUGCUUCCGUAGCAUAUCUUUUUCAACAUAUUGAUCGGGACAUGUCUCAUUCAGCUCGGGAUGCUACCACGGCAUGUUACUUUACCUUUUUGUUACUCUUUGACCUGCUGCUGCUGCUGCCUGUCUACAUGUGCCACCUUGCAGAGCAAAAUACAUACUUAACAAGGUCUUGGAAAAAUAAUCAAUUAGAUACAUGUCUUGUUACAGGGCGAGUGACAAUGUGGUGACAAAGGCGUGUUGGGUGCUUUCGGUGUUGAUUUGUGGAAUGUACACCAGCUGCAUAAACUGCAUGGAUGAAUCAUGCACAAAGGCAAUGAAGACGGAAGUGGCAUUUGUGGAGUAUUCUGGUCAAACUCACUUCUUGUAAUGGGAACUGGAAAUAUAGACCAGGGCAACCCUUUAAACAUCAAACCAUAUACAUUUCAUUUUUCAUGCAAUUUCCUCUCAGGAGGCAAAAUCAAACACCCGAGCACCAAACCUUCUCAUUGCGCGAGAUGCCACUGGCUGUCAAUCACCUGUCCUGCUUUCAAAACAAAUUUCUAUUCGUGUUAUUGGUCAAUAACAACUUUUCAGGUAGAGAAAUAAUGUAAUUAUCACCUAUUCUGGUGAAUUUCGAAAAACCAGCACCAAAGUCAGUUUUCAUUUGAGUGAAAAGCAGCAAAAGAUGGUCACAUGUUUAUUGAGUUGAUCUGAGUAAAAAAUGAUUUAUUGGAGAUUUCGGUUUGUGUAGUAUCGGCCCCACACACAUUCCACUGUUACCUGGAGUUUGCAUCAACUGGACUCCCACCUCAUGUCUGCCUACCAGGAGCUCUAGUUUGAAGAUUACAAAAUAAGAGCCCAAUGUAUGACAUUCAGGGUUAAAGCAAUUUUCGUUGAGGGGAAUUUAUUUCAUAUGUUUAGAUUUGACCUCUUAUCUCCAAAAGGAAAAAAAAAGAAAAAUUGGUGCUACUCAUUGUUGAUUCAAUGUGGUGGGUUAAGAUGUAAAUCCAUGAUGCGUGGAAAGAAACUGUGUCUCAGCUUUGACCUUUGGCUGUUUUUUUUUUCCAUCUUUUAUUUCCUGUUCAUUUUUUUUUUUUGUUUGCCCGA